CAAUGCUCUAGUACUCGUCCCGGCGGCCCGUCACUGUUCGGCGUUCGCUUCAACUUUCUUCACUUUGAAUUAAGGAUGCUCUAUCCAUCCGUCAACUCUUCAUGCAUUCGAGUCCUGCGCUCAACCCUUAAGACAACCCUCAAGUUCAAGUCCUUCUCCACAUCACAGCCCACACUAAGCACCGCCAGCUCAACCAAUCCCAACUUCGUAAAGAUAGUCGAAGUUGGGCCUCGUGAUGGUCUCCAGAAUGAGCCCAAGCCAAUUCCACCUCCCAUCAAAGCAGAACUCAUCAAUCGACUCGCUAUCGCAGGGAUGCGCAAUAUCGAAGCCGGCAGCUUCGUGAGCCCAAAAUGGGUACCUCAGAUGGCAGGUACGGCAGAGGUCCUGGCUCUCAUAGACAGUUUCCCGAAAACAGGUUACUCGGUACUCGUCCCAAAUCAGAAGGGGUUAGAUGACCUCCUAGAAAUACUCUCUACUAGCACUUCUCCAAACUCACACGCAAAGCCCCCACCUCCAGUCACCGAAGUUGCGAUCUUUACCUCUGCGACAGAUGCGUUCUCUCUUGCGAAUACCAACGUCUCUGUUUCAGGUUCUCUUGAACGUCUCGCGCCAGUUGCACGCAGAGCUCUUGAUGCUGGGUUGAAGGUGCGAGGGUAUGUUUCAGUAGUCGUCACAUGUCCCUUUUCCGGACGUGUGGAUCCGAGGAGGGUUAGGGAUGUUUCGAGGGAGCUCGCACAAAUGGGGUGCUACGAGGUGAGCUUGGGAGAUACGACAGGUGCAGGGACGCCUGCCAGCAUCCUCGGGAUGCUUGAGGAAGUUGCAAAAGAAGUAGACAUAGGGAUCCUUGCUGGACAUUUCCACGAUACAAAUGGCACAGCGACUGCCAAUAUUAUGACUGCUCUUGACUUUGGGUUGCGGACAUUUGAUGCGUCCGUUGGUGGCCUUGGAGGGUGUCCGUAUAGUCCUGGCGCCACGGGUAAUGUUGCAACGGAAGAUGUUAUCUAUGCUCUUACUGGAGAUAGGUUAUUCGGCGAUAUUAGUGAACCAUACGGCAAUCAUGGCAAGCCCGCCAAGACGGUGCAAAGUCGAUGGGAUGUAGGUCCCGUUGACCUAGCUCGGUUGGCAGAAAUCGGGGAGUGGAUUUCUGGGGUACUUGGGCGAGAGACUACGAGUCGUGCUGGCAAAGCCCUAUUGGCGAGACGGAAGAGAGAAGAGUAUCGCAAACGAAAGGAAGGAGCAAAGUUGUGACAUUACGACACUUCCCCCUUCGCGAGAUAAGUUGACGUCUACUCGGCUCGGACGUGAAUUUAUCAUGCUUAAAGACCACGAUCGUUCUGCACACUUUCUAGUGAUAACAGUUUUUUGCAUCAUGCUCUAUGACACUAUCUUCUUCGAAUCAAAUAAAUACUCGGGGUAUCACGACUCAUCAAAU
Molecule: messenger RNA, 1432 nt
Organism: Suillus discolor
Lineage: Eukaryota; Fungi; Basidiomycota; Agaricomycetes; Boletales; Suillaceae
Exons: 4
Coding region: 76-1248 (390 amino acids)
Biological process (GO): L-leucine catabolic process; ketone body biosynthetic process
Molecular function (GO): hydroxymethylglutaryl-CoA lyase activity
Source: RefSeq, a predicted model, not a curated record